Staurois parvus is the source of this 1053-nucleotide messenger RNA. Lineage: Eukaryota; Metazoa; Chordata; Amphibia; Anura; Ranidae. The record is from the annotation of a GenBank genome assembly.
AUGUCCGCCAGCGGCUACAGCGACCUGCGGGAGAAGCUGCAGUCCCGGGAGGUGAAGAAGAGGAAGCAGCCGGCCUCGGACACGGAGGACGAGGAGGCGGAGCUGGAAGAGGAGGAGGAGGCGCGGAAGGUGCGGAGCGGGAUCCGCCAGGUGCGGCUUUUCUCCCCGGAGGAAUGCCUCCGCAUCGAGGCCAAGAUAGACGAGGUGGUGGCCCGGGCCGAGAAGGGGCUCUACCGGGAGCACACGGUGGACCGAGCGCCGCUCCGCAACAAGUACUUCUUCGGGGAGGGAUACACCUACGGGGCCCAGCUACAGAGGAGGGGCCCCGGCCAGGAGAGGCUCUACCCCAAGGGUGACGUGGAUGACAUCCCGGACUGGGUGCACGAGCUUAUCAUCCGUCGCUUGGUGGAGCACCGCCUCAUCCCCGAUGGCUUUGUAAACAGCGCCGUUAUCAAUGACUACCAGCCCGGCGGUUGUAUCGUCUCUCACGUGGAUCCUAUCCACAUCUUUGAGCGGCCCAUCGUCUCCGUGUCCUUCUUCAGCGACUCGGCCCUGUGCUUCGGCUGCAAGUUUCAAUUCAAGCCCAUCCGCGUGUCUGAGCCUGUGCUGUUCUUGCCUGUGCGAAGGGGCAGCGUCACCUUGCUCAGUGGGUACGCAGCAGAUGAGAUCACACACUGCAUUAGACCACAAGACAUAAAGGAGAGACGUGCUGUGGUAAUACUUAGAAAAACUAGAACAGAGGCUCCACGCUUGGAAAAGGCCCUUAGUGGAAUUUAUCAUCCUGAACGACUGUCUGGGAACAACAGGCAGCAAAUCCUGAAACCAAAACGCUCCCACCGCAAAGCUGAUCCUGACGCAGCUCACAGACCUCGUGUUCUUGAAAUGGAUAAAGAAGAAAACCGAAGAUCUGUACUUUUACCAAAACCAAGGAGACGGAGCAUUGUCAGCUCUGAGAACUAUUGGCGGAGGCCCUACGAGUAUGUGGACAGCUACACAGAUACGGGGGAGGAUGAGGGAAGCCCAGCCCGGAAAGUAAAAAUGAGGCGACACUGA